GCUAAGUGAUCAAGACAGAAUUCUUGACUAUAAACUUGCUUUAGUGCUACAUGUAGUAUAUGGGAAACUAAUCAGUUACUGCCCAAUGGCUCAGCCACAAAAUAUUUGCCAACAAUGUAUGGCACUUAUAGUUGGCAUAUUCACAAAGAUAUUUUCCUUCUUUAAAAAUCUUUGCUUCCACCAGAGGAAAGAAAAGAAAGCUAGUGCAGUUGAAAGCGUCUUUCACAAAGAAAAAAUCGUAAUACUCGGCUAUCAGUUGAAGAACAGAUCUCUGUCCCUUGAGAAGAGAGCCCAAGCUGCCUUUAGAUUGGGUCUGUUGGCUUUCACAGGAGGACCAAUGGCAGCAAAAUGGGUAUCCGACUACAUGAAUGACAUAGCUUUACUCUUGCAAAGGGAAAAUCUCCCUCCACGUAUCAAGAUCAUGCUACUGCAGAGCGUUUCCAGUUGGUGCUACUUAAACGUUUGGGGCCAAAAGAGAGCUAGAUUCGUAAACAUAAUUGCCAUUCUUGUGUCUUUUCUGGAAGAGGAGGUUACCAAUCCCGAGUUAAAGAGCUCCAUGAUGCCUGUCAAAUUCUGGUCUUGCUAUCUUCUUGCUAUCAUUAUUUGUAACAACAUGCCAGUCGUCCAGGAACUUACACAUCAUACUUCUUUGAAGUUCUCACUACAACUUCUGGCAAGUGAGAAUUGGCUGGGAUGGCCUGAGAAUUUUGCUGAAGUCUUGUUCUUCCUGCUGGGGUACCACAGGACUUAAUUAGACAGGCUAUUUAAAGGAAACAGGAGUCAGAAAAAUAGUGUCCCCGCUUAGACAUUAGUACUCUCAUAUUUGCCUUGUAUUGUAUUAAUGGCAGAGAGCCGUAAUAAAAAUGGAUAUAACGU
This is a messenger RNA of Trichosurus vulpecula (common brushtail), 876 nucleotides long. It is a transcript of the gene ARMH2, whose product is annotated as armadillo like helical domain containing 2. The coding region runs from base 86 to 751 and encodes 221 amino acids. Lineage: Eukaryota; Metazoa; Chordata; Mammalia; Diprotodontia; Phalangeridae. The transcript is spliced from 2 exons. The record is from RefSeq and is a predicted model, not a curated record.